AUACGACUAUAAUGUUUUGAUGGUCACGGGAAACCUGAAAACAAUCUUAGGAAAAGCUCGCCUCGCUGUGGACUUUUGGAAUCGCUCCAUUCGGUAGCCGCCGUUUCGGUGAGAAGUUGCACUACAACAUGAGUUACUCAUUUUAAUUGAGAAUACUCUACUCUGCUGCAAACACCCAAUCAUAUAUGGACAUCCAAUAAAAAUUUAUCCUUUUUCCAAUUUUAAAUGAGAAAUGUGCAUCCAAGUGUAAUAGCGGUGUUCAAUUGGUGAUAGAAUGAGUAGGCCAACUACCCGCAGCAAAAAUAAAAGACACAGGCCUGACAACAGCGAAGGAAAUUUGUGUGAAAUUCUGAGGAAAAUUCAUAGAACAGGUGAGAUUACUGAAUAUGAUCUUCGUCAACUAUAUAUGACCUGGAAGCCCAUUUGUCAAGGUUGCCGUGUAAACUCAAAGGACAACCCAAACUGCUUUUGUGGGUUAAUUCCACCUUCUAAUGGAACUAGAAAAUCGGGUUUAUGGCAGAAGAUGUCAGAUAUUAUUCUUGCUCUUGGUCCAGAUCCAUGCAAGGAUCUUCGUGCUUCCACUGAUUCGCCUGCUGGUUUGACAAAUCUUGGUGCUACGUGCUAUGCUAAUAGCAUUCUUCAAUGCCUCUACAUUAACACAUCAUUCAGAGAAGGCAUUUUCUCCGUUGAACCAAAUCUUUUAAAGCAACAACCUGUCUUAGAUCAACUUGCACGACUAUUUGCACAAUUACAUUCCAGUAAAAUGGCUUUUAUUGAUUCUGCUCCUUUCAUUAAGACCUUGGAGUUGGACAAUGGUGUUCAGCAGGAUAGCCAUGAGUUCCUCACAUUACUUCUGUCUUUGCUUGAACGGUCUUUAAGCCAUUCCAAUGUUUCCAAGGCAAAGACGAUUGUUCAAGAUCUUUUCCGAGGAAGCGUGUCUCAUGUGACUCGGUGCUCGAUCUGUGGAAGUGAUUCUGAAGCAUCGUCAAAGAUGGAAGACUUUUAUGAACUUGAGUUAAAUAUCAAGGGAUUAAAAAAUUUGGAUGCCAGUUUAGAUGAUUACCUUAGUGUGGAAGAAUUACGGGGUGACAAUCAAUAUUUUUGCGAAUCCUGUGGCACAAGAGUUGAUGCUACCCGUUGCAUUAAGCUGCGCACACUACCUGAUGUUCUUAAUUUUCAGCUGAAACGUUGUGUUUUUCUCCCUAAGACCACAACCAAGAAGAAGAUAACAUCUGUAUUUAGUUUUCCUAGAGAACUGGAUAUGGGAAGGAGAUUGUCUGAGCCUUCUCAGUUGAAUCUAGUAUAUGACUUGUCAGCGGUACUGAUUCACAAGGGUACAGCUGUUAAUAGUGGCCAUUAUGUUGCACAUAUUAGGGAUGAGCGUAUAGAUCAGUGGUGGGAAUUUGAUGAUGAGCAUGUCUUAAAAUUAGGUGGUCAUCCAUUUGGAGAAGGAUCCUCAAGUUCAACUGCUAAACCUCUUGGAAUUGAGCCGUUGGUGCCCCUUUCUUGUUAUGGAUCUGUCAAUUCUGCCGUGAAUGGAUAUCAUUCAAGUGAAGAUCUGAUGCAACCAUCAGAUUUGAAUAUUGUUUGUCAAACAGUGACAUUUUCAUCAGCUGAUGCAUACAUGCUGAUGUAUAACCGUAGAAAUAGUAAGAAGGCCGGUGACAAAACUUGCACAAGUUAUAGCACCAAUGAUGUUGAAAUAGAUGGAAAGCUGGUUUCCAAAAGCAAUGAUAACGCUCUUCCCUUGCAUAUUGCUGAAGAGAUAAAUAAAUUAAAUUCAUCAAUUGCUGAUGCCUGCCACCAGUAUAAGCUAAAGAAGGAAAAGGAGAUGGAGAGGAUCACGGAACGGAGACUAGAAGUGAGAUCAAUUCUUUCUGAAGCUGCUGUUAAUUCACUUGAGGAUCCACACUUCUGGAUUUCCUCAGAUUGGCUUCGCCAGUGGGCCGAUAGCAUUACCCCACCUGUCCUUGACAACACCUCCAUUCAGUGCUUGCAUGGUAGAGUUCCAGUCUCAAAGGUUAGCAUCAUGAAGCGAUUGUCAGCUAAUGCUUGGACCAAGUUGCUCUCUAAGUAUGGUGGGGGCCCGGCACUAUCCAAUUGUGACUUCUGUAUUGAUUGCCUCAUGGAUGGAGCGCACACUACAGUUCGUGCUGAGGACUACAGGGAUCGAAGAGCAUCUAUGAAGGAGCUUGCAGAGGCUGCACUUGCUGGAAAGGGUCUAGAUGGAACUCUGUAUUAUGUUUCCAGAACAUGGUUGUUACAGUGGUUACGCAAAAAAAAUGUAAAUUCCCCAUGUGAAGCAGAUGUGGGGCCUACAGCUUCAAUUAGAUGCCCUCAUGGAUCACUGUUGCCGGAACAAGCUGCUGGAGCUAAGCGUCUAUUGGUUCCUGAGAGUGUCUGGCUCUUCUUCUACGAAAGUUCUAAUGCUGUAAAACCUGAUGAUGUAGUGGGUUGUUCAACUUUUCCAGUGGAUUCAGAAACUUGUGCUCAAUGUAGAGUGGAGCUAACAGAGGUGGCAUACUUCGAGGAUAGCCUCAGGGCAUCCAAACUUAAACAGCGUCAGAAUCAUGAGAAGUUAGCUCUCGGGAAGAGUAUUGCACUUUCUCCUGGCUGUAAGUAUUACUUAUUGCCAUCUUCAUGGUUGACAAAGUGGAGAAGUUAUAUCACUGCUAGUGGCAAGAAUAUCUUGUCGUCUGCUGAACCGGAAGGUUUGGAGGGCAUACUUGAUAUGCUUAAAUGUGAGAAGCACUUACGACUGCUGGAAAGGCCUCUUGAGCUUAUCAAUAGACGGGGUGUCAUCACUCAAAGGGCUUCUUCUACAGAUGGUUUAACAAUCAUCACAGCGAGUGACUGGAAAUCCUUCUGUGAGGAGUGGGACUGUCCUGAAGCGAAAGGUAUAUGUGCUGAAAUUGAGUUCACUAACUGUCCGACCAACAAAUUAGUUGGGUCAUGUGAAGAGAUUCCAGUGUUAGAGGAACACAUAAAUCCUCACGAUGAAGUGAUUGAUGAGCUUGAGUCAAGGCCACCAAUUAUCAAGACUUUUCCAGAGAGUUGUGAGUAUUGCAUUGGAGAAAGAGAAAGCUGUGAGUUAAUGCAGAAACUUAAUUACAUCAAUGAGGAUAUAUGUGUAUUUCUUGUACGUGGUAAGGAAGCUCCAAAGUCAAUUAUAGAGGCUUCUGGGACCUUUUCAGAACAAGAUCGCCGCAUGUCCAAACGGUCUCGGAAAACAACUUUUGGCAACUCUCUAAAUUUAAAGGUUUCUGGCUCUACAUCAAUCUACCAGUUGAAAAUGAUGAUAUGGGAGUCCUUAGGGGUUGUCAAGGAGAAUCAGAUACUUCACAAAGGCUCUAGGGUAAUUGAUGGGGAAUCUGCUACUCUGGCUGACAUGAAUAUAUUUCCUGGAGAUGUUCUGUGGGUUACGGAUUCGGAAGUCCAUGAGAAUCGGGACAUCGCUGAUGAGCUGUCAGAACAGAAGAUGGAGGUUCAGCCAGUCGAGGAAGGAUUUCGGGGAACGCUACUGACAUCAAAUAUCACGACUCAGGAAUGGUAAUCUUUUGAAGCAUUGGCCUGAUAGAUGGAGGUAAUA
Messenger RNA from Telopea speciosissima, 3589 nucleotides. RefSeq names its product ubiquitin carboxyl-terminal hydrolase 26-like. The record is from RefSeq and is a predicted model, not a curated record. NCBI's taxonomy places the organism in Eukaryota, Viridiplantae, Streptophyta, Magnoliopsida, Proteales, Proteaceae. The transcript has 15 exons. Gene Ontology annotation, molecular function: cysteine-type deubiquitinase activity; cysteine-type endopeptidase activity. The coding region runs from base 275 to 3553 and encodes 1092 amino acids. Gene Ontology annotation, biological process: protein deubiquitination. Gene Ontology annotation, cellular component: cytosol; nucleus.